AUGAAGUACAUCCACUCUGAGGAAGAGCUCGCCAUCCCCGAGGGCGUCAAGGUCGCCAUCAAGAACAGGAACGUUCUUGUUGAGGGUCCCCGAGGCAAGCUCACAAAGUCUCUCGGCCACUUGGCGGUCAGCUUCACGCACCCCAAGAAGAAUGUCAUCAAGAUCGAGCUCCACCACGGCUCCCGCAAGAGCGUCGCUACUCUCCGAACUGUCCGCACCCUGAUUAACAACUUGAUCAUCGGUGUCACCAAGGGAUACAAGUACAAGAUGCGCUACGUAUAUGCCCAUUUCCCCAUCAACGUCAACCUGGAGAAGAACAAGGAGACCGACUGCUGGGAGGUGGAGAUCCGAAACUUCAUCGGCGAGAAGCUCGUACGAAGGGUUGUCAUGAGGCCCGGUGUUGAGGUUGAGGCGUCGAAGAACCAGAAGGAUCAGCUCGAGCUGUCCGGAAACUCGCUCGAGGACGUCUCCCAAGGUGCCGCCGACAUUCAGCAAAUCUGCAAGGUCCGCAACAAGGAUAUCCGAAAGUUCUUGGACGGUCUGUACGUGUCGGAGCGCGGCAACAUCGUCGAGGACGCGUAA
This is a messenger RNA of Alternaria postmessia, 582 nucleotides long. It is a transcript of the gene RPL9B, whose product is annotated as 60S ribosomal protein L9B. The coding region runs from base 1 to 582 and encodes 193 amino acids. NCBI's taxonomy places the organism in Eukaryota, Fungi, Ascomycota, Dothideomycetes, Pleosporales, Pleosporaceae. Gene Ontology annotation, cellular component: cytosolic large ribosomal subunit; ribosome. Gene Ontology annotation, molecular function: rRNA binding; structural constituent of ribosome. Gene Ontology annotation, biological process: cytoplasmic translation. The record is from RefSeq and is a predicted model, not a curated record. The transcript is spliced from 7 exons.